This is a messenger RNA of Didymodactylos carnosus, 957 nucleotides long. NCBI's taxonomy places the organism in Eukaryota, Metazoa, Rotifera, Eurotatoria, Philodinida, Philodinidae. The record is from the annotation of a GenBank genome assembly.
AUGAAAACUUCUCACUUCGACACAUUAUCUCAUAUAUUAAAGUUUACGCCAUAUCUUGAAUAUUUGAAUGUUACUGCCAUCAUUUUUAAGUUUGAUACGCUUUUAACGAUUCAUCUUCCUCGUCUUACACAAUUAUUCAUUGCCGAUGAAAAAGUGCCGCCACAAUACGGUCUUUGCAGGAUACCUACAUUUGAAUUUAGUCAAAUCACGUCAUUUAUUAAACAGUUUUCAUCAACGUUAACGCGUUUAUCUUUAAAUAUAUGUCAUUGUUUUGUAUUUGGGGAAAACAUAUCCAUUGGAUCGUUAACAUCUCAAAUGGUGAAGCUUACAAAAUUUCAUUAUUAUUUAAAAAUAUAUAAUUAUGAAUUAGAUUAUUACACAAAUCUAGCAGAUCCAACGUAUAUAUACUCUGUGCCCUUUCUAUUCAAACAAAUAGUUGCUAGUCAAUGUAACUCGAAUAUCGAUGAUUCAAACAGAAUCCAAGAGAUUAGAAUGAAUCGUUUUACUAACGAAAACAAAAUUGAUCUUGAUCAUUUGAAAUGUGUCACAAAAUUGACAAUAAUUGAAGAUAAUUUAUUUAAACUUGAGAUAGAUGCUAUCAACCUCGAACAAAUAGAAGAAGUUGAAAUCGAUGCGUGUCAUGAGAUCAGUCGAAUUAACGAAUGUUUGUGGAAGAUAUUUCCGCAAUUACGCGUAUUAAAAUUAAAUUGUGGUCAUCAAGCCGAAGACGAUUCGACAGCGAUUGCUCGAGUAUUAAUGAACAUGUUGAAUACUGAACAAUUGGUCUCAUUGACGUUUACAUACGUGGCGGAAAAUAGUUGUAUCAUUGAUGAUCCAUUACCGACAAUAGAACCAAUUGUUAAACAUAUUUUGACGCUUGAUAAUAAUCUACAAAUAAGCGAUAAAUAUCAGCUAUCGUGGGACAACACCGAUGAAUACGUUCAUUGGUGGAAAUGA